UGGAGGAAAAAAAAAAAGAGGAACGAAACCCUGCUAAGCAGGAUUAGCUCAUACAAAGAAAAUGGACACACGGUUCACUCGAGGGAAAUCCAACAUUUUGGAGCGGCCCCUGACCCGGCCCAAGACAGAAGUCAGCGUGAGUGCUUUUGCCCUGCUAUUUUCUGAGAUGGUCCAGUACUGUCAGAGCUGUGUUUACUCCGUGUCGGAGCUGCAGACACGCCUGGCAGACAUGGGUCAGAGAGUAGGUGCCAGCUUGCUGGAUGUGCUGGUACUGCGAGAGAAGAACGGGAAGAGGGAGACCAAACUCUUGAACAUGCUGCUUUUCAUCAAGGUUAAUGUCUGGAAGUCUCUGUUUGGGAAGGAGGCUGAUAAGCUGGAGCAGGCUAACGACGAUGACAAAACCUACUACAUCAUAGAGAAGGAGCCGCUUAUUAACGCUUACAUCUCUGUGCCCAAGGAGAACAGCAGCUUGAACUGUGCUGCCUUUACUGCUGGCAUUGUAGAGGCCAUCCUCACACACAGCGGCUUCCCUGCCAAGGUCACUGCCCACUGGCACAAAGGCACUACACUAAUGAUCAAGUUCAACGAUUCAGUUAUAACCAGAGAUAAAGCUUUGGACAGCAGAUAAGAAAAACUCGAAGGUUAAAUCAUCCUCGAUUUCUACUGUACAUUUCUGAGCUGCAGGAAACUGAGAUUUGUUGGUCAUCACCUGAAUUUCGUUGUGUCUGCUGAUACGUUAUAGUUGAAUAUUCAGGUUGAUGGAUCUGUGAAUGCUCUGUAACGAGCUUCGCAAAGAGCAGGAAGCAUGAAGAGAGUUCUAUCAACUCUAGAAGUUUCUGUGGAUCAUCUCACUCCUGUUGUACAGCAUGAAGUGGCACAAAUUAUUUUGCCAUUAUACUGUAGAUUUUCUUUUACUUUGUUGGUUCAUUGCACAUAUUCACAUCAUUGCUCAUUCUUUGAAGGUAAAAUAAUAAAGGUGUAGUUUGAUUUUUCACAAAAGUGACAAUUUGCUUCAUGUUGAGCUCUAGUUAUUACAACAUGCUGUUUUUUUCUGUGGCACAUCACAUAAAUCACAGCUAAUUUUAUGAUGAGUAAAGUGUAUUUUGGGGUAUCCAGUGGCAAAUGUGUGAUCACCCUGUGAGAUUUUGCAUACAGUGUGAAAGAGGAAGUGGCUAUGCAAGCCUUGAAGUUCCUGCUGCAUUUGGCGGAAACUGGGAAGUCAGAAUUUCCAACUUACAACUGAAAAAUACAUCUAAUAAAUCUGUGACAAAGAGUUCGUCUUCCCACUGACUCGCUUUGACAACCAACUAAAAAUGUAACUUACUAAUGUUUGUAUUGACAAUGGUUGCAGCAUAUUUGUCAAAUUGACAUGUACCUUAAUGUCACACAGUAAUUUUUAUUUGAAAGCUUUACCCACGAAACUCAUUCCAGGUAAUUUUCCAUUAUCCCUGUUAUUUCUGUUAAAAUGAUUCAUAAUGUGUUUGAUGUGCUGAAUAUAAUCAAAGGUGCUCUCUGGUAACCUUGAAUAAAAAUGUAAAACUAU
Molecule: messenger RNA, 1543 nt
Organism: Thalassophryne amazonica
Lineage: Eukaryota; Metazoa; Chordata; Actinopteri; Batrachoidiformes; Batrachoididae
Gene: trappc5
Product: trafficking protein particle complex 5
Exons: 3
Coding region: 62-628 (188 amino acids)
Biological process (GO): endoplasmic reticulum to Golgi vesicle-mediated transport
Cellular component (GO): TRAPPI protein complex; TRAPPII protein complex; TRAPPIII protein complex
Source: RefSeq, a predicted model, not a curated record